AUGCCACUUGAUCAAGUCUUAAUGCAAAUCAAAGACGAUCCUUCCUUGAAGUGGCCAGAAAAAAUGAAGGGAGAUCCAAAUAAGCGCAAUAGAAACAAGUAUUGUCACUUCCAUAGAGACCAUGGGCAUGAUACGGACGAAUGUUUUGAUCUAAAGCAGCAGAUUGAGAGUCUUAUAAGGCAGGGGAAGCUAAGAAGUUUCCUAGGACGAGACCACAAGGAUGAAAAACUCAAGGGAAAAGCUGAAGAGUCGUCACGGCAACCUCUCGGAGAAAUCAAAGUUAUUGUCGGAGGGAGCUCUGCAGUUCAGUCGCCCAGGUCCAGGAAAACAUACCUGAAGGCAAUCACAAUCACCGAAGAAGAAGCUGAAAGAAUCCACCAUCUUCAUGACGAUGCUAUUGUCAUUACCUUGCUCAUCGCUGACUACACAACCAGAAGGAUACUCGUUGAUAAUGGAAGUUCUGCAGAUAUCCUAUAUCUUCCAGCUUUUCAGCAGAUGAAGUUAGGACAAGACCGUCUUCGUCCGGUGAAUUCUCUAUUAGUAGGUUUUGGUGGAGCGAAGGUGCAGCCGGUGGGUACUGUUACAUUACCAGUGGUAGUUGGGGCAUAUCCACAGCAAGUCACCAAGGAUGUGAAUUUCCUGGUAGUAGAUUGUUCGUCCUCCUAUAAUGCCAUAAUUGGGAGGCCAACUUUGAAUAGUUGGAAAGCAGUUACGUCCACCUAUCACUUAUCAGUCAAGUUCCCAACGGACUAUGGAGUAGGACAAGUGCAAGGAGAUCAACUGGUAGCGAGAGAGUGUUACUUGGCUAUGUUGGCCACCGACGAGCAAGUGCAGACCAUGACUAUUGAAGAAAAAAAGGUCGUGGUAGAACCUAUUGAAGUGUUGGAAGAUGUUCCCCUAGACGAAAGGAACCCUGAGAGAUGUACCAGGAUGGGGGCAGAUCUAGAAGGAGGAAUUAAGGAAAACCUUGUCCAAUUUUUGAGGAAGAACAUAGAUGUGUUUGCUUGGAGUUAUGAGGAUAUACCUGGAAUAGAUCCUAAAGUCAUCACCCAUCGCCUGAACGUAUGUCCAUCCUCGAAGCCAAUAUGA
This is a messenger RNA of Quercus lobata, 1089 nucleotides long. RefSeq lists its product as uncharacterized. Bases 1 to 1089 code for a protein of 362 amino acids. The record is from RefSeq and is a predicted model, not a curated record. NCBI's taxonomy places the organism in Eukaryota, Viridiplantae, Streptophyta, Magnoliopsida, Fagales, Fagaceae. The transcript has 2 exons.